CGGGCAGUCGGGAGGCAGAAGCGAGACAGUCGAGCGGCAAAGCUUUCUGUGUCUGUGAAAUCUCUUCUUCGCUAAGGAUAUUUCGGCUGUUUUUUUUUUUGUUGUUGUUGGGCGAAAUAAACAUCUCACGCUGACGUAAAUCCAAAACCCCUUCUCACGCGCGCAACAAUAAGAGCAACCAGGACUGACUUCUCCUCGGGACUGCGCUUUACUCUCACUGCAAGAGCUAUCUGGGACCCCAACGAUUCCCAUGAAAUGUGGUCAGUAUUAGAUCAAGUGUGUCAGUCUAGAAGAGUUGAUCUGAAGUGAAUCUAAAAGCAGCAUCGAGCGGAGACAGGCUGUAUUGACCAGCGAUUCCCCCCUCCCCUCCCCCGUGUGAUUUUUCUUAUCUUGACUUGGAGAGGGAAGCGAAGAGUAAGAUACAUUUUUUUUAAUUUUUUGAGCCUAAAUACGGACGUUUCUGGCUGACAUUUGAGAGAGGUUUCGCUCUAAGGGACAACGUGUUUAUGGAUUUCUGCGCAGUGAGGAACAUCGGGAGUUGAAUGCUACGAUCUCAUGCAUCGAUCAUGUUCAUACCUCGCUGUGUCUGUGAACUUUGAUAGAUGUUUGCAGGACAAAAACUCACUACGAUAGAGAAAAGGUUUAAUUAAAUCAGCUAAAGUAACUCAGUUUGACCUCUGGGGGAAGCGGGAAGCGCCUUUUCGUCCUUCCCCGUGUUUUUCUCCCAAGAAGUCAGGACGAGUCUCUAUCACUCUCUAUCUGCUUUUGUGAUUUAAACAAAGACCAAAGUGUUUUGGGAUAGCAUGGCAAUGGUAGUAAACCAGUGGUCAGAGAACAUUUCUGCAGAUCCGGGCUCUCAGCUCCAGAUUUGCGGCCAGGAGCCCGGCGGGGCACCGGGAACCCCCAACGGUUCCACCCCGGGGAACGAUGCACUUUCCGGGGAUAAGCUCCCCAACGUGGACUGCAUGGUGUGCGGGGACAAGUCCAGCGGGAAGCAUUACGGCCAGUUCACCUGCGAGGGAUGCAAAAGCUUCUUCAAGCGCUCCGUGAGGCGGAACCUGUCCUACACCUGCCGAGGGAACCGGGACUGCCCCAUCGACCAGCACCACCGGAACCAGUGCCAGUACUGCCGGCUCAAGAAGUGCCUCAAAGUCGGCAUGAGAAGAGAAGCUGUACAACGAGGACGCACAUCAAACUCUCAGACUAGCCCAGGACAGUACCUGACCAACGGCACAGACCCGUACAACGGCCAGCCCUACCUGUCCGGCUUCAUCUCUCUGUUGCUCCGUGCCGAGCCGUACCCCACGUCUCGUUACGGGGCCCAGUGCAUGCAGGGAAACAACCUGAUGGGCAUCGAGAACAUCUGUGAGCUGGCGGCGAGGCUGCUCUUCAGCGCUGUUGAGUGGGCAAAAAACAUCCCUUUCUUCCCCGACCUGCAGCUCAUGGAUCAGGUGGCGCUGUUGCGUAUGUCAUGGAGCGAGCUCUUCGUCCUCAACGCUGCGCAGUGCUCCAUGCCGCUCCACGUGGCCCCUCUGCUGGCAGCAGCAGGCCUGCACGCAUCGCCCAUGUCGGCAGAGCGCGUGGUGGCCUUCAUGGAUCACAUCCGCGUCUUCCAGGAGCAGGUGGAGAAACUGAAAGCCCUGCAGGUCGACACAGCCGAAUAUUCCUGCCUGAAGUCCAUCGUGCUCUUCACUUCCGAUGCCAUGGGUCUCUCAGACGUCGCCCACGUGGAGAGCAUCCAGGAGAAGUCCCAGUGUGCUCUGGAGGAGUAUGUAAGGAACCAGUAUCCCAGCCAGCCAAACCGCUUUGGCCGUCUCCUCCUCCGCCUGCCAUCCCUUCGCAUCGUCUCCUCCCCAGUCAUCGAGCAGCUGUUUUUCGUCCGCCUGGUUGGCAAGACGCCCAUCGAGACACUACUACGCGACAUGCUUCUGUCUGGAUCAAGCUACAACUGGCCCUACAUGCCCACUGUGCAGCGCGAGCGACCCAUUUCCCUCCACUACAACGAGAAUGGGCCCUGAGGAGCAGAGGCGGACAAAGAGGAAGCUGCCGAAAGAAAUCCGGGCUGAACGUCCUUUUCAUACACCCUUCACUUCCUUCAAUUUUCUGAGUUUAACUUUUUCAGAGGAAGCAUCUCCCUCACCAUUCCACUGACAACGUAAUCAGUUGCCGUCCCGGAGAAAAAAAAAAAAAAAAAACAGCCAAUCAGUCACCACGGCCACUGAAGAGACUCGGUGGCCUGUUGCCGUCCCUCAGCCGAUGGUGCAGGUCUACAUUUGAGAUGUGGCACGAGCUGGACCGGUUGGUAGAACGGGUUAUUGCGCAGUUCACCAGCAGCCCUGUUGGACUCUCUUCAGAUGUCAGUCUCAAACCUCAUAUAAACAGGGCCAGCAAAAGACAAACAUUUUGCAUUAUUGUUGGUGCUAUGCCUACUUUUACAGUGGCUGUGUGUAAGCGUCACAGUAUUGCAAAUACCGAGCAAGGGCUUUGCCAACGGGACUCUACAACCAGGAGCACAAGGCCUGAAGUUCAUUCACUAAUUUUUGAAAAGAAAGCCAGAAGCCAUUAAGAAAAAAAAAAAGACAAAUGCCAAAAUGUCUUGGACUUUUACAGAGGACAUGUUUUAAUGUGUGUGUUUGUAUUAGCACUGUUUAUAUGGAGAGUAAACUCAUGAUUGUGUCCAUAUGUACAGUAUAUCGUUGAUUCAUAGGCAUCUAUAGCAUAUUAGGGUUCAGUGGGAAAAGCUCAGGUUCAAAGGGGUGGGGAGACAGACUGACAGACAUGCCAAUAUCAGAACAAGCGUUACAAAUUCAAACCCAGCUAAAUUUACACUUAUCAGCAAACUGUGCCAAAGCUGAAAUAUGCAUACUGUUUGGAUAUUUUUGUGGGAGUGUUGGUGAUUACAAUUUAAUGUUUGGUUUGUCUAAAAUUUGACUAUAUACUUGUUUGUAGGGUCUCAGGGGGAGAGAAGGAGUUUGUAAAAGAAAAGUACAAAUAAAAGCUUACAGGCACUUGCAAUGUUAACUAGUCAGGCCUACACUUAUUCACUCCUGUACGAUCACAGCACUGGAAGCUCGUUGCUACCGUCAUGCCAUUUGAUUGAUCUUCCCUUUUUUCCUUAUCGGAAAGGCCCACUUUAUCACAGGAGUGACACAACAAUCCUAAUUUUUGUUAUAUAGUCAUGAUUGUCAUUGUUAAGGAAACAUUUUUUGGGGGGGAGGGGGGUCACAUUUUACAAAAUUAGCUGUACUUGCCUUAGAACAAAGAUUUUGUCACUGAGCAUUUAUCUUAUGACUGUGCCAUAAUCUCUCGUUACCUGUUAUAACAGGUAUUAUGUCCUGUCAGGAGUGGAAAUGAACUCAUGUGAUGUAAAAAAAAAAAAAGAUCAUUUAUCAUGGAAAAGGGAGCCAGCAUACAGAUCAUUCUUAUGCAUUAGCAGACAUUUCUGUUCUUAAAUCUUUAGCACUUUCAUUUUUUGGACCUCCUGCGAGUUCUUUUCCACUUCCUGAUGAUAUGUCACGUAGGGAAAUCCCCAUCGACUCAUGUCAUUUGAGCUUAUCGUACCGAUACCGUAGAUGAAAAGUAUCACUAACCUCUGAAACCUCAGUCUAUGUUACAAUUAUUACAAUAUAAUCCCAGUUGGACUUAUGACUGUGACUUAGUUUAGGACUAUUUUAAUUUUUUUUUUUUUGCUUUCCAUUGGUGGGAGCAGGUUUGUUUUGAUGACUGUCUCACAUUUCCAACACGGCUCAGUUGUAUCAUGUAUUGAUAUUGGUAAAGCCAUCUGGGACCUUAGAAAUCUGUCUGUUGAUACAUGAAUUCACAGAAAGUUUCUACAAGUUUGUUUUUAUCCCCUCUUCUUUUGUUUGGCAAUAUGGAUUAUCCAUUAAAUGAAAUAAAAUUA
Messenger RNA from Labrus bergylta (ballan wrasse), 3901 nucleotides. It is a transcript of the gene nr2f5, whose product is annotated as nuclear receptor subfamily 2, group F, member 5. Lineage: Eukaryota; Metazoa; Chordata; Actinopteri; Labriformes; Labridae. Gene Ontology annotation, biological process: regulation of transcription by RNA polymerase II; cell differentiation; anatomical structure development. Gene Ontology annotation, molecular function: zinc ion binding; nuclear receptor activity; RNA polymerase II cis-regulatory region sequence-specific DNA binding. The record is from RefSeq and is a predicted model, not a curated record.